CAACCCCAUUGUUACCAUCUACUCUUUCUCUCCUUUUUUUUAAAAAAAAAAAAUUUCUCGGCGUCGUUGUUCUCGUCCUCUACCUCGCAAUGGCGAAGCACCAGAUCCCGGGGAUGGCCAUUGUUGCCGCGUGCUUCGUCGUCGUCGUCGUCCUCCUCUCCUCGCUCGCGUGCGAGGCGCGCCACGUGCGGAGCCGCUUCGUGGUGCAGGGCCGCGUCUUCUGCGACACGUGCCGCGCCGGGUUCGAGACCCCCGCCACCACCUACCUCGCCGGUGCUAAAGUGAGGAUUGAGUGCCGAGCGAGAUCCACCGGCAUCCAGACCUACAAUGCAGAGGGCUCAACUGACGAACGCGGCGUCUACAGGAUCCCGGUCACGGGCGAACACGAGCACGAAAUAUGUGAAUCCGUGCUCGUAAGCAGCCCGCACAGUGGCUGCGCUGUCGCUCUAAAGGGCAGGGAGAGGGCUCGCGUGCACCUUACCCGCAACAACGGGAUCGCAUCAGAGACCAGGUUCGCGAACUCGUUGGGCUUCGAAAAGGACACCCCUCUCCCAGCCUGCGGCGAGCUCCUCAAGCAGUACGAGGAGUAUCAGAUCUAAAGAAGCGAUUAUAAGCAUACAUCUAGGGUCUUUCCGUAAUGUUACGUUUUGCGUUGUUGCUGUAACGAACUCUUAAAUGUUUUGGUGCUUUGUUUAUUAGUUAUAGUAAACUAAAGCUAUGGUUACUGUGUUUCUUUAUGCGUUCGUUUAAAUUUGUUGUUUAUUUGCACCUAUGUUGUGGUGUUCGCAUUUGUUAUCUACUGCUAUUUAAGCUUGCAACUAUAGCUGAUG
Molecule: messenger RNA, 830 nt
Organism: Ananas comosus (pineapple)
Lineage: Eukaryota; Viridiplantae; Streptophyta; Magnoliopsida; Poales; Bromeliaceae
Product: pollen-specific protein C13-like
Exons: 2
Coding region: 90-599 (169 amino acids)
Source: RefSeq, a predicted model, not a curated record